AUGGGACGAAAUCGAAAUAGAAGAGCCAGCCACAGUGUUCAAAGUACCAAUGUACCAAUGUCCCAGCGCAGUGACUAUGUUGAUCUAUGUCGCAACAUUAUACGCGACAUGGAUCUGUAUGGAGUAUGCGUGUUAGAUAAUUUCCUAGGUUAUCAACGUGGUAUGACUGUACUAGAUGAAGUUUUGAAUCUGUAUAACAUGGGAGUGUUCAAGGAUGGUCAAUUGGUUCGAAAUAAAGCGAGUAAUAAUCUCAAAACUAUACGAGGUGAUCAGAUCAUUUGGGUUGAUGGUCGUGAGGAUUGUUGCAAACAAAUUGGACAGCUUAUAAGUGAUGUUGAUGCCGUAGUCAUGGGAUCAAACAAAAUGAAUGACAAUGGUAAACUUGGAAACUAUACAAUUAAUGGCAGGACCAAAGCUAUGGUCGCUUGUUAUCCAGGACAUGGAUCUCAUUAUGUCAAGCAUGUAGAUAAUCCAAACAAAGAUGGUCGAUGUAUUACUGCUAUAUAUUAUUUAAAUAAAGACUGGGAUAUUAAAGAAAAUGGUGGCUUGCUAAGAAUAUUUCCGGAAGGUUGGAGUGAUCAAGUAGCUGAUAUAGAACCAUUAUUUGAUCGUAUAUUAUUCUUUUGGUCUGACCGAAGAAAUCCUCAUGAAGUUCAACCAGCUUUUAAAACUAGGUAUGCAAUUACUCUUUGGUAUUUCGAUGGCAAUGAAAAAGAAGAAGCUGGAAGAAGAUUUCAACAUGCAAGCGACUUAAAUAGCAUGCAAGUUCCAUAG
Molecule: messenger RNA, 774 nt
Organism: Macrosiphum euphorbiae (potato aphid)
Lineage: Eukaryota; Metazoa; Arthropoda; Insecta; Hemiptera; Aphididae
Source: the annotation of a GenBank genome assembly